GUUGUUGAUGCCUGUUCCCAUCUCACCAAGCCUGACUCCUCCCGAGAGAUACACCGGACCAAUUGAGAACGAAUCCAGCUUUGAACCCUUCUUUAGGUGGAAAGACGUACCUGGCUGCCUGGUUGCCUGGGUAUGCGCCCCUUCUGAGAGCGGAGUGGUCAGUCUGUCCCUCUGCUUAAUAUCCGCACCAUUGUCUUGUACGUCGACCUCCGCAGUCUUCAAGGUUGGACCCAUCUCAGCAGGAUUUCAAGCGUCUCAAGCAUCGGCCCUGUGAAGAGGAUAUUCCACAGGAUUGGAGCACGUCCCUCGGCGACUUUUAUGUCCUGAUCCAGCGACCACAUCCUAAGCACUGUUCAACCACUGUGCCUGACGCUGCCAACUCUUUCCGAGCCCAGUUCGUACCUUUUCCUGGAAAUUUGGACAACAGUUCCCCCUUAGCAAGUCAUUCACAUAUCGACCCAAGUAGUUUCGACGUGCAUUCACCAGGGACGUACUCACGGUUUGGCGCCGAUAUGUCUCCGUGACCAGAGAAACUCUCCGGUCAAUCUCAGUCUCAGCCUUGUGCGCUUUGUUGCACCAUCGGAUACAUUUUGAACAACUUUAGUCCUAUAAAGUUGUCGUGGGAGCGCUGCACUGUCGAACGUCAAGCGUUCUACCACUCUAGACUCCCGUUCUAUCAGAUCUUCGCAAGUCGAGCUCAUCGCUACAAUGGCCGAAGGCUCUCACCAUCAUCACCACCACCAACCCCAUGGCCAUGGCGCAACUCAUAGCCACCAUCCGGACAAUGAGGCGUUCACUGAACUAAACCGUACACACUGGAAUGACUUCGCCUCGCGAUACACAUCGGAACCGUGGCAACGAGAUCUCCUCAAUAAGGUGACGGCGUUCAUUCACCAGCACGUCAACUGGAUUGGCGUGGACUUCGUCGACCCCUCAACCACCUUCGAGACCCCAUCACCUGCAUCCGACUCUAAACGACAGGUUCGCGUCCUGGACUACGCCUGUGGACCAGGAACCAUCACGCAUGCCCUCGGAGCUCGUGCAACGGAAUACGUGGGUAUCGACCUGAGCGAGAACAUGGUCAAGGCCUACAACGUGCGUUUUAAUCCCGACCGUCCCAGCACUGUCACCACCUCUUCAUCCGCGGACGGAGCGGCCGGACUGGACGACCGACUCGACGAGACGCUGACCGCCCGCGCCGUCGUCGGCAACCUUCUUGACCCCAAGGACCCGUCUCCGCCGCACCUCUCGGCUCCCGAAUUCUUCAACUUCGACCUCGUGGCCGUGGGCCUCGGCUUCCACCAUUUCCAAGACAUCCAGCUUGCCACGCAACGGCUGGUGGAGCGGCUGCGGCCGGGCGGAGUCUUUCUGAUCCUCGACUUUGUCACGCACGCCAUGGAGGAGAGUCCGGAUCCCGCGAAGCAGGGUGUCGCGCACACAGUGGCCCACGCUGGGUUCAGCGAGGAGGAGCUGAAGCGCUAUUUCGCGAACGCCGGACUGACGGCCUUUGCGGUCGUGAAGAUGGACGACGAGGUGCUGAUUAGGGGGGAAGCGAAGAGGAGGCCGUUCCUUGCCAGAGGUCAGAAGCUUUAGAGUUGCCGUACGGUUGUGUCUUUGAUGAAGCCCAGAGGAGAUGUGUAGCUGAAGAAUUUACGCAUCAAUCAAUCAAAGCCGAGCG
This is a messenger RNA of Cladophialophora immunda, 1678 nucleotides long. RefSeq lists its product as uncharacterized. Bases 709 to 1593 code for a protein of 294 amino acids. NCBI's taxonomy places the organism in Eukaryota, Fungi, Ascomycota, Eurotiomycetes, Chaetothyriales, Herpotrichiellaceae. The record is from RefSeq and is a predicted model, not a curated record. The transcript has 2 exons.